Molecule: messenger RNA, 1756 nt
Organism: Planococcus citri (citrus mealybug)
Lineage: Eukaryota; Metazoa; Arthropoda; Insecta; Hemiptera; Pseudococcidae
Product: myrosinase 1-like
Exons: 11
Coding region: 145-1572 (475 amino acids)
Biological process (GO): carbohydrate metabolic process
Molecular function (GO): beta-glucosidase activity
Source: RefSeq, a predicted model, not a curated record
UAUAGAUACUUAUGUAGGUUGUAUGUAGGUACUCCAUUUGAUGCGUUAGCCAGAGAGACAGACGCAAAAUUUAUAAUAUGUAUGUACCUAUGUAAUAUCUGCGUACAAGUACUUCAGUAACCGAAUCCAACAAAUCGUCACGACAUGUCUGCUACGUUUCCUGAAGAAUUUUUGUUCGCAACAGCAACCUCAGCUUAUCAAGUUGAGGGGGCAUGGAAUGAAGAUGGAAAAGGAGAACACAUGUGGGAUCGAAUAGCGCAUACAAAACCUGAUAUGAUCAAGAAUCAGCAUAAUGGAGAUGUGGCCUGCGACUCUUAUCAUUUAUACAAAGAAGAUGUCAAAUUAAUAAAGGAUGCAGGUUUUGAUGUCUAUCGAUUUUCCAUAAGUUGGUCUCGCAUACUACCGAACGGCGAAAUUACCUCGAUCAAUCAAAAAGGCGUUGAUUACUACCAUAACCUAAUAGAUGAGUUACUGAAGAAUGAUAUUCAACCCAUGGUAACCAUGUAUCAUUGGGACUUACCACAAAAAUUUCAAGAUAUCGGAGGAUGGGCAAACCCAUUAAUCGUUGAUUACAUGGAGGACUAUGCUGAUUUACUUUUUCAACAAUAUGGAGAUAAAGUGAAAUGGUGGAUCACGAUAAAUGAGCCAUAUCGAAUAUCAGAAGGGUACGAUGGUAUCUACUUUGUGCCUGCGUUAAAACUGCCAUCUUCCAUAAAGUACAUAGUGUUGCAUAACUGUUUAAGAGCACAUGGUAGGAUAUCUCGAUUAUACAAUGAAAAAUAUCGUCUUCAACAAAAUGGAAAACUGAGCAUUUCUGUAGAUUGCGAAUAUUACGAAGGGAAAACUGAGUCUAAAGAAGAUGGUGACGCAGCCGACAGAGCUACUCAAUUUCAGCUGGAUAUAUUGACUCAUCCAAUCUACAGCCAAGAAGGUGGAUAUCCGAAAAUUGUGCGUGAGAAACUCGAUGAAAUUAGCAGAAAAGAAGGUCGAAAACGAUCGAAAUUACCUGAAUUUACAAAAGAAGAAAUAGAAUCGUUAAAAGGUUCAAAUGACUUUUUCGCUUACAAUCAUUACACAACAAUAUCAUGCACCCCAAAAUUAUCACAAAGUUAUAAUGAACCAACCAGAUCCGAAAAUACAUUCGAAGACGAUACUAGUGCAACGGUCUUAUUCAACCCAGAAUUCUUCGGUGAUGCAGUUUGCUGGGUGAAAGCGGUUCCUUACGGAUUACGAGAAAGACUUAGAUACAUCAAAAAUACUUGUAACAAUCCUCCAAUUUUCAUCACUGAAAGUGGAUAUUGCGACGGUGGCGAGAUGAAUGAUAAAGACAGGAUUUCCUAUUACACAGAGUACUUGAAGGAAGUCUUGAAUGCGAUGAAUAAUUAUCAAUGUAACGUAAUAGGAUACACUGCAUUUUCAUUAAUGGAUAAUUUUGAAUGGUUUUGCGGAUACAAGGUGAAGUUUGGAAUCGUACACGUCGAUUUCAAUGACGAAAAAAGGAAACGUACUCCGAAAUCAAGUUACUAUUUUCUCAAGAAACUUAUUAAAAAUAGAGCAAUACCACCUGAUUAGAUAUGUUACUGGUGAUUGAAUCGUCUUUCUUGGACGUAUUUCAGAAAUUAAUUGUUGAAAUGUCAAGAAAUUAAUGUAGAUACUCAUGUAUUUACCUACCUGGAUAUUUAAAUACAAAAGCCUAAAUAUUCUAAAUAAACAUGAGUUGCAAAGCAUAGCUUAGCCUCAAAAUUGCGUGUAAUAA